AAGCAAAGAGCAGCAGAAGCGAGUGCUGCAGUGGGAGCGGAGGAACCCAAGCAUCACCGAGAGCUGGAGCCGGCUGUUAUCCCUGCUGGGAGCAACUGGGAGCACCCAGGGAAUCCUGCAGCCCUGUCUCCCACAGGAGACAGCCUCUGGCACUGCCACCGAGCUCACUGCCAGCCCCCGGAGAGCCGAGGGGAAGGGGCUGGUGGUUGCAGGACGCAGGGCUGGGCUGGAGGGCAGCGAGGUCAGCGCUGCUAUGGUCACGGGGGGCUAGGAGCCUGCGUGGAUCCACCGGGAAGAGGUGAAGGAUGGCUGCCGAAGGAGGGAGAGCCAAGCCCGCUGCCCAGUCCAGGAUGGAGAACUUCCGAAAGGUGAGGACCUCGGAAGAGGAGAUGCCAUUGCCCUUCCCAGACCUGCCCCCGGACGUGGUGGAGAUGAAAGUGAAGGAGGGCAGCAAGAUCAGGAACCUGAUGAACUUUGCCAUGGCCCAGAUGGAGCUGAAGGGCAGGCGGCAGAUUGUGUUCAGCGGCUGCGGCAGGGCGGUCACCAAAACCAUCACCUGCGUGGAGAUCAUGAAGCGCAAGCUGGGAGGGCUCCACCAGGUCACCAAAGUACGCUACAAAACCGUGCUGGAGGUCUGGGAGAACCAGGACCCGCCGCCCGACAGCCCUGCACAGAACCUGACUGUCCACAAGAACGUGCCCUCCAUCUGCAUCCUGCUCUCCCGGGACCCCCUGGAUCCCAACCAGACGGGAUACCAGCCCCCAGAGCACCGGCAUGAGGCGGGAGAAGACACGUCGGGAUCCUCCACCAAGGGGCUGAAGCGGCCGCUGCCCCCUCCCUGCGAGGAGCUGCUGCCCAAGAAGCUGCAGGUACAGGUGUCUGACAGCCCCAGGGGCUCGGGGACCACCGCUGGCCAGCUGGAUCACUGACCCCAAUGACUCCCACCCCACCAGCCAGGUAUCGCGGCAGGAAUGUCCACUCAUUCCAGGGUCACUGGUGGGCUGCAGGCUCCCCCUGACCUGUCCCCACUUGCUGCUCUUUGACUCCUGUUCAUGGGGGUCCCCAGAUGUGGUGUGAGGGUUAAAUGGUUAAACCCAUCAUCUCUCGGUUAUGGAUUGAAGCAGGUGAGGAUGUGGGGGGGGGGAGCUGGUGACCUCUAAUUCAGCCACUCAGGUACACUGUGACCACCAGCCACAACCUGCAGCGACUCCCGUGGAGCCAGAGCAGCCGAGGGGUGCCUGGACCACCACCACCGCUCCCCACUGCAACGCCUCAUCCAUCAGGAGAGAUGGAUUUGCCCCAAGCUUGUUGGAAUAAAACCUUCACUAUCAAACUCG
This is a messenger RNA of Sturnus vulgaris (Common starling), 1337 nucleotides long. It is a transcript of the gene RPP25, whose product is annotated as ribonuclease P/MRP subunit p25. Lineage: Eukaryota; Metazoa; Chordata; Aves; Passeriformes; Sturnidae. Gene Ontology annotation, biological process: tRNA 5'-leader removal. The record is from RefSeq and is a predicted model, not a curated record. Gene Ontology annotation, cellular component: ribonuclease MRP complex. Gene Ontology annotation, molecular function: RNA binding.